AUGCCACCAACUACUUUUGGAUUUUCUAAUCUCCUCAACCCAGACACCUCGCCAGACUCAACUCCCUCGACCCCCGGGGACUCAACCGCUUCAAUGGCUUCCUCUGUAAGCCUGUUGCCGCCGCUCAUGAAGGGUGCUCGUCCUGCGACCGAGGAAGUCCGUCAGGAUCUCCCCCGGCCUUACAAGUGCCCUCUUUGUGACCGUGCCUUUCACCGCCUGGAGCACCAGACAAGACACAUCCGGACGCACACCGGCGAGAAGCCCCACGCCUGCCAGUUCCCUGGCUGCACAAAGCGGUUCUCGCGCUCCGAUGAAUUGACUCGUCACUCGCGCAUCCACAACAACCCCAACUCUCGCCGCAGUAACAAGGCUCAGCAUUUGGCUGCGGCCGCCGCGGCGGCGGCGAGCCAGGAUGCGGGGAUGGUCAAUGCUGCCAACAUGAUGCCGCCCCCGAGCAAGCCCAUCACUCGCUCCGCGCCCGUGUCGCAAGUGGGAUCCCCCGAUGUGUCCCCGCCGCACUCGUUCUCCAGCUACGCCAACCACAUGCGCUCAAAUCUGGGACCGUACUCGCGCAAUACCGAGCGUGCCUCGUCGGGCAUGGAUAUUAACCUCCUGGCCACGGCCGCCUCGCAGGUCGAGCGCGACGACCACAUGGGAUUCCACGGCGCACGCGGCCACCAAAUGUUCGGCUCUCGUCACGGUCACGGCACUGGCCGUGGUCUGCCCUCGCUCUCGGCCUACGCCAUCUCCCAGAACAUGACCCGGUCGCAUUCCAACGACGAUGACGAUGGAUAUGGCCACCGGGUCAAGCGUUCUCGUCCCAACUCGCCUAACUCCACUGCUCCUUCUUCUCCUACUUUCUCUCACGAUUCUCUGUCCCCGACUCCCGACCACACUCCCUUGGCCACCCCGGCACACUCGCCCCGUCUGCGCCCUCUCGGCGCCAGCGAGCUGCACCUGCCGUCCAUCCGCCACCUGUCCCUCCAGCACACGCCCGCUCUCGCGCCCAUGGAACCUCAAGCCGAGGGUCCCAAUUACUAUAGCCCCAGCCAGGGACACAUGGGCUCGACCAUUGCGGACAUCAUGUCAAAACCCGACGGCACACAGCGCAAGCUCCCGGUUCCUCAGGUUCCCAAGGUCGCGGUGCAGGACAUGUUGAACCCGGCCGCUGGAUUCUCUUCGAUGAACUCCUCCGCUAAUAACUCCGUGGCGGGCGGCGACCUGGCCGACCGAUUCUAA
Molecule: messenger RNA, 1239 nt
Organism: Penicillium nucicola
Lineage: Eukaryota; Fungi; Ascomycota; Eurotiomycetes; Eurotiales; Aspergillaceae
Product: C2H2-type zinc finger protein
Exons: 1
Coding region: 1-1239 (412 amino acids)
Cellular component (GO): cytoplasm; nucleus
Molecular function (GO): RNA polymerase II cis-regulatory region sequence-specific DNA binding
Source: RefSeq, a predicted model, not a curated record